CCAAGGUCAGCGGAUAGCCCGAGCUGAUCUUUCCAGGAUGGCGUCCGAGUCGGUGAAGGUGGUGGUCCGAUGCCGGCCUCUGAACAACCGAGAGAAGGCGCUCAACUGUAAGAUGGUGGUGUCUGUUGAUUGCAGCCUCUGCCAAUGUUUCAUCGAGAAGCCAGGAGCUGCAGAGGAGCCGCCCAAACAGUUUACGUUCGACGGGACGUAUUUCAUCGAUCAGACCACUGAGCAGAUGUACAACGAGAUCGCUUAUCCUCUGGUGGAGGGUGUCACUGAGGGAUACAACGGAACUAUUUUCGCUUACGGACAAACAGGAAGUGGAAAAUCCUUCACCAUGCAGGGUAUGCCAGACCCCCCAGCUCAGAGAGGGGUCAUACCGAGAGCUUUCGAGCACAUCUUCGAGACCAUCCAGUGUGCAGAAAACACAAAGUUCCUUGUACGAGCUUCCUACCUUGAGAUCUACAAAGAGGAAAUCAGGGACCUUCUGGGAAAAGACACCAAACAGAAGCUGGAGCUGAAAGAGCAUCCAGAGCAAGGAGUGUAUGUGCGAGAUCUCUCCAUGCACACGGUGCACAGUGUGGUAGAGUGUGAGCGGAUCAUGGAGCUGGGCUGGAAGAAUCGCUCAGUGGGAUACACACUCAUGAACAAAGACUCCUCUCGCUCGCAUUCCAUAUUCACUAUCCACCUAGAGAUCUGCAACAUAGAUGCUGCUGGUGAAGACCAUUUAUGUGCCGGAAAACUCAACUUGGUGGACCUGGCUGGCAGCGAACGCCAGUCCAAGACUGGUGCUACUGGAGACCGUCUUCAAGAAGCCACCAAAAUCAACCUGUCCCUGUCAGCACUGGGUAACGUCAUCUCGGCGCUGGUGGAUGGACGCUCCAAGCACAUCCCGUACCGUGACUCCAAGCUUACUCGGCUCCUUCAGGACUCCUUAGGUGGCAACACACGCACUCUCAUGGUGGCCUGCCUCUCCCCUGCUGACAACAACUACGAGGAGAGCCUGAGCACGUUGCGCUACGCCAACCGCGCCAAGAGCAUCCAGAACCGUCCACACAUCAACGAAGACCCCAAGGACGCACUACUGCGCCAAUACCAGGAGGAGAUCAAACAGCUGAAGGCGCUCGUCUCCGGGCAGCUCGGGACCGUACGCCUCGACUCUUUGCUAGCAGGUCAGCGGUCACAGGUGAGCACAGGCAUCCAGUCCAGACCACAGAGCAGCGAGAAGGAGAAGAUUAAACAGGAUUACGAGGAGAAGCUUGCCAGACUGCAGGCAGACUACAACGCAGAGCAAGAAUCCAAAGCAAAGCUCCAGGAGGACAUUGCAACCUUGAGAAUGUCUUAUGAGAGCAAGCUGUCCAGCCUGGAGAGAGUAAAGUCUUCCCGAGCCUCAGCAGCGCAACGUUUUAUUUCCAUGACGUCAUCAGGUCUGGACUUUUCCGCAGCAGACGACUCCACCAAAGAGAUCAGUCCUGUAAACGGAGCCGCCCCUGAGCCCUCAGAAGCUUCCCAAGACACGUUACAGGAGAGCGAACCAAACAAAGGAGUUAUAAGAGUGGGUCCAGGGGGAGAGCCCGGAGUUCUAGAGUCAGCGGUCGUUGCUACGCCAGGCCCACUGGAUCAGAAACAUGUUUUGGAAAGGCUUCAUCAGCUAGAGCAGGAGUUUGUCGGUGGCGAGCAGUCGAGAAACGAGGAGCUGAGACAGCGGCGGAGACAGAGGAAGACUCUGGCUAACCAGAGGAAGAAGCAGCUGAUCGAGGCUCUGACUCAGUUCAGUGAUGAAGGCGACGCCGUCCUGCUCAACGUCUAUGACUCCAUCCAGGAGGAGGUACACGCCAAGAACAGACUGCUGGAGAACACACAGAGCAAGCUAAAAGCUGCCAAGUUGGAGAUCCGAGAUCUGCAGGUGGAGUUUGCGGCUGAGCGUGAUGACUACCUGGCCUCCAUCAGACGUCUGGAACGUGAGACGCAGCUCCUGCAGGGCCUCCUGGAGCGCAUGGUGACGCUGGUGCGCAGGGACUGCAACUACAGCAACCUGGAGCGCCUGAGGAAGGAGGCGGUGUGGGACGAAGAGAGCGGCGUGUGGAGGCUGCCCGAGGUGCUGCUGCAGAAAACAGCGCUUCCUGCAGCAGUGCCUCCAUCGGCAGCUAGCGGCACUUCCAGACUCCCAGGACGCAGGAACUCGGCCUCGGAUCCAGCAGAGCCUUUCCUGGAGGAGGAGGACCGUUAUAAAGAGAUGCUAAACCGCAGCGACAGUGAAAACAUCGCCACUAAUUACUUCAAGAUGAAAAGGGCCAAUCAGCUUUUAUCAGGAGAGUCCAUGAAGAACCUCGGAAACAUCCCGUCGCAUCAGAACUCCUGCGGCUCAAACUCCAGCGCGGAGGCCAUCCUCCCUCGCCCGUUUCGCCUGGAGUCUCUGGGCAUCAUGCCAGCCAACAGCAAAGCCAAGAGAAAGAAAAGCAAAGUGUAUGUCUCCUGUGAUGGUAUCUGAUCCCCCAGUUUACUGUCCUUGUGAGUGAGCUAUAUACAGGGAGUGCAGAAUUAUUAGGGAAGUUGUAUUUUUGAGGAUUAAUUUUAUUAUUGAACAACAACCAUGUUCUCAAUGA
Tachysurus vachellii is the source of this 2606-nucleotide messenger RNA. RefSeq names its product kinesin family member 17 (gene kif17). The record is from RefSeq and is a predicted model, not a curated record. Gene Ontology annotation, molecular function: microtubule binding; ATP binding; microtubule motor activity. Lineage: Eukaryota; Metazoa; Chordata; Actinopteri; Siluriformes; Bagridae. The transcript has 14 exons. Gene Ontology annotation, biological process: microtubule-based movement. The coding region runs from base 38 to 2491 and encodes 817 amino acids.